Molecule: messenger RNA, 2337 nt
Organism: Triticum turgidum subsp. durum (durum wheat)
Lineage: Eukaryota; Viridiplantae; Streptophyta; Magnoliopsida; Poales; Poaceae
Source: the annotation of a GenBank genome assembly
AUGUGGUUCCCGCUCUGCUUCGUUGUCGUCGUCGCUCUUCUGGUCGCCCCGGGAGGGUGCCGGGGCGAGAGCGGGAGCCAGGUGUACGUGGUGUACAUGGGCGCCGUGCCGCCACGGACCUCGCCUGACUUCCUCCGCCAGAGCCACCUCCGCCUCGUCGGCACCAUUCUCAAGAGCCGCAGGGGGAAGCUGGCGCAGAGCGUAGUGGUGCAGCAGUACAAGCACGGCUUCUCGGGGUUCGCGGCGCGGCUGUCCAAGGACGAGGCCGCCGCGCUGAGGCGCAAGCCCGGCGUGGUCUCCGUGUUCGCCGACCCCGUGUACCAGCUCCACACCACCAGGUCCUGGGACUUCCUGCAGCAGACGGACGUCAAGAUCGACUCGGCUAAGCGGCGCUCGCCCAGACCCACGGCGGCGUCGACGUCGGCGCCCACCACCGAGACCAUCAUCGGCCUCCUCGACUCCGGCAUCUGGCCCGAGUCCCCCAGCUUCGACGACGCCGGCUUCGGGCCCGUCCCGACCAAGUGGAAGGGCGUCUGCAUGGCCGGGGACGACUUCAACUCCUCCAACUGCAACAAGAAGCUGAUCGGAGCGAGGUACUACGACCUCGGCGAGGUGGACGGCGGCCGGACCCGGAGCAACAGCGGGUCGCCGCGGGACGCGGCGGGCCACGGGACGCACACGUCGUCCACGGCGGCUGGGAACGCGGUGACCGGCGCCUCGUACUACGGGCUGGCCCAGGGCACCGCCAAGGGGGGAUCGGCCGCGUCGAGGGUGGCCAUGUACCGCGUCUGCUCGGACGAAGGCUGCGCCGGGUCGGCCAUCCUCGCCGGCUUCGACGACGCCAUCGGCGACGGCGUCGACAUCAUCUCGGUCUCGCUCGGCGCGUCGCCCUACUUCUCCCCGGACUUCUCCGAGGACCCCAUCGCCAUCGGCUCGUUCCACGCCGUGGCGAAGGGCGUCAUGGUGGUGUGCUCGGCCGGCAACGCCGGGCCGGAGGCCUCCACGGUGGUGAACGCGGCGCCGUGGAUCAUGACGGUGGCGGCCACGACCAUCGACCGCGACUUCGAGUCGGACGUCGUGCUAGGUGGAAAUAGCACCGCUGUCAAGGGUGGGGCUAUAAACUUUUCCAACCUGGACAAAUCCCCGAAGUACCCGUUGAUCGCAGGAGCAUCAGCAAAGUCUAGUUCAGCUUCUAGUACUUCUGACUCCGCAAGUCACUGCGAGCCCGGCACCCUGGAUGCCAGCAAGAUCAAGGGCAAGAUCGUGCUGUGCAACCACUCGCAGAGCGACACGUCUAAGAUGGUGAAGGUGGACGAGCUCCAGAGCGCCGGGGCGGUGGGGGCCAUCCUGGUGAACGACUUCGGGAGGGCGGUCACCACCGCCUACCUCGACUUCCCCGUCACGGAGAUCACCUCCGCCGCCGCGGCCGACCUUCACAAGUACAUUGCCUCCACCAGUGACCCUGUCGCGACGAUCACUCCGACGAUCACCGUGACGGAGUACAAGCCGGCGCCCGUCGUGGCCUACUUCUCAUCCAGGGGCCCGUCGGCGCAAACCGGCAACAUCCUCAAGCCGGACGUGGCUGCCCCGGGGGUGAACAUCCUUGCGUCGUGGAUCCCAACGACGUCACUUCCGGCCGACCAGAAGCAGCCGUCGCAGUUCAACCUCGUCUCCGGGACGUCCAUGGCCUGCCCCCACGUCGCCGGGGCCGCGGCCACCGUCAAGGCCUGGAACCCGACAUGGAGCCCGGCCGCCAUCCGGUCAGCCAUCAUGACAACAGCAACUCAGCUGAACAACGACAAGGCUCCAAUGACGACCGACGCAGGGACGGCGGCGACGCCGUUCGACUACGGCGCAGGGCAGGUGAACCCGACCGGCGCGCUGGACCCCGGGCUGGUGUACGACCUCGCGGCGGACGACUACCUGAGCUUCCUCUGCAACUACGGCUACGGCGCGUCCCAGAUCAAGCUCAUCACCUCCCCUCCGGCCGCCUUCAGCUGCGCCGGCAACGCCAGCAAGGACCUCAUCUCCGACCUCAACUACCCGUCGAUCGCCGUCACGGGGCUCGGCGCCGGCGCCAGCAGGACAGUGACCCGUGAGGUCACCAACGUCGGAGCGCAGGAAGAAGCCACAUAUACCGUCGCCGUCAGCGCGCCGGCCGGUCUGGAUGUGAAGGUCGCGCCCAGCAAGCUCCAGUUCACCGGCAGCGUGAAGAAGCUGGCUUUCCAGGUCACCUUCUCUGGCAAGAACACAGCGGCCAAGGCCGCCCUCAUAGGCUCCAUAACAUGGUCAGAUGGAAAACAUACAGUCCAUAGCCCAUUCGCGGUCAGCAGCUGA